Morchella importuna is the source of this 1767-nucleotide messenger RNA. RefSeq lists its product as uncharacterized. NCBI's taxonomy places the organism in Eukaryota, Fungi, Ascomycota, Pezizomycetes, Pezizales, Morchellaceae. The transcript has a single exon. The coding region runs from base 1 to 1767 and encodes 588 amino acids. The record is from RefSeq and is a predicted model, not a curated record.
AUGUCACCACCAUUCCUUACCCUGGACCCCCGGACAUCUCCUCUCCACCUUUCACCGCAUCUCUCUCCAGAGUCCCCAAACAACAGCGACAGCGACUACACAGACAGCGUCUCUCCAUUGACGCCCUCCCCGGUCGGCCAGAACCAGCCAUACCGCAUCUCCGGCUUCACCGCCUUCAACUUCAAUCUCAGCCCGGUCUCACCCGCAGAGGGUGCCGGAGCGCACCCUGCAGACGCCUCAACAGCUAGCCUAGUGCCUCCAAUCCCACCGCGUGCGUCGCCGCCACCACCGAUAGUAAUACCCCAACAGGCCGCACCGGCAAUUGUGCAGUCCAACGCACUCCCGGGAGGCGUGCACAGAGAGGCACACACAGAUAUUGUAGCAAACGAGCCCGCACCACCGCCAUAUGAGCGCUACAACCGCCGCUCCAUGCCCAUUGGCGGCGUCCGCGCGAGCAGGGCUAGUAUCGCCGCCCACCAGCUCCCGACGGACCUCUCUAUCCCUGCGGCCGCCCACGCCCGCGGACAGCACCCGCAGCGAUUCGUCUCGAAUGCUAAUGUUCCAAGACGCUUCAGCGGGCAGAGACAGGUAUACCCACUGGCCCUCAGCGGGGAUCUUGCCCGCAGCCAGAGCCAGCGGAAGGCGUCGUGGAGGAUAUUUGGUGCUGAGGAGUCUCUUGAUGGAGGUGAGAAGAGACGAAAAAUUUCAAAAAACACCAAAUGGAUCAUUGCCAUAAUCGGUGCGACGGUCCUGAUCUCGAUAAUCGUUCUCGGCGUUCUCUUUGGAACAAUGAAGAACUCAAAUUCUGCCAAGGCGGCAGAUUCGUCGGUCCCGUCGUUCGAUGUAGCGGGCUUCCCCGUGUUGCCUACGGGCGUGGUUGUGAUAUCACCGCAGGGCCCGGCGGAGACGCCGUCAACGACGUGUGUGCAGCCAAAGACACUGUGGAGUUGUGCGCUCCCUACCGACUCAAAGUUCCCGAGUAACAGCUCGGGGCUGCCAGAGUUCAUCUUCACGAUUGCGCUGAAAAACGGCACAAACAGCAAGACGGGCAUCUGGACGCCUGUUCCAGCCCUCGUGCCAAACGACACUGACUAUGCCGCAGUGGCCGGGGAGGAUGGCAUCGUGGCUGAUAACAAGAUCGGGGAGCUAACACAGUUCUACCUGUCCAUGCAGACGGAUGAGAGCAAGCCCAUCACCAUUGCCUCAACCUCAGUAUCAACAUCAUCCUCUUCUGAAGAUUCCUCAGAAAACGAGAAGCGCCAGGCGCCCAGCUCAGCAACAGCUCAGAUGCUCCCGACCAUCCUCCGCAACCAGCAGCUCCGCCUCUUUGACCGCGGGCUCGAGACCGAGCACUACGGCUUCUUUGUCCACUACAAGAAGACCAUCAACGUCCUCGCCGCAACAACCGCGGAGGUCACGGAUUUUACUAAGGCCUCCGACGACCCGAGCGGCGUCAGCGCGGGGAUCAGCGGCGCGAAGCAGGUCACGUGGGAGAACACGAGGUUGAGGGUCGUCAUCUGGACGAAGCAGAGGACGAGCGGGUACAAGGAUCUGAUUGGGGAGCAGGGACAGAGGUACCCGAGCACGCCGAGGAGCACGGAUACGUUUUUCCCGUAUGCGGUGAGCGUGUUUGAGGAUAGGGCGGGCGAGAAGGGGCCGGUCUAUUGGAUGCAGGAGGGGAACCUGGUGAAGAAUACUGUCCAGGAGGAGGAGACGGAUCCGAGGGGGUGCUUCUGUGAGUGGAGGAAUUGGAGGGAUGGGAACUGA